AUGAUGACAUUUGACAAUUAUAACACUACUAAAGAUAACAGUAGCUCAAACAACAAUACUACUGAUCAUGGUAAUAAUGGUCAUAACUCUCAUUUUUAUCGUCAAUGUUCUCAAGAAGGUGGUAACAAUCAACAAUCUCAAAGACAACCACCACCGCCAUCAUCGCAACAAGAUAUACACUUACAACAACAACAACAAUCUCUGCAAUAUCCAUUUAUGCAGAAUUUAAACACACGAGUUUCACCUACACUUCCAUUUCAACAAUCUAUUGGUAAUUUAAAUGGUGCACCUUCUAGUUUGACAACAGCAACUACUAUGAAUACUUCACCAAUAUGGAAUUCCCCAUUUAAUCUGCAACAGCAACCACCACCACCACCGCAACAACAACAACAACAAUAUUCCCAAAUACUGCCACAACAAUAUCAAUUUAGUAAUAGAAGAAAUUCUCUGAUUGAUUCCAGUAAUAUUUGGUCAACUAAUCCUACUUCUUCUUCACUUGGUGGUAACACUUCAGGAAUAUCCACAUCAAUAGGAGGUAACAAUAUGUGGUCAUCUUCAAAUUUGUUUUCUACACAACAACCUCAAACAGUGUCUCAACAACAAUCUAGUAAUAUAUUUGGCGCACCUCCAUUAUCAGCACCAGAUAAUUAUAUAAGUACUUCGUCUUCAUUUGGUCAUAAUAGAUCAUCCCUGAUUUCUUCUGUAUUUACAUCAUCUCCACCCCCGGCAGCAACAGCAGCAGCAGCACCACAACAACAACAAGUUCAACCAGCACAAUCAACACAACCACCAUCAUCACAACAACAGCCAUUAUUACAAUCAACAUCAGAUAUUUCCCCUACACAAAUAUUUGAUACCUAUGCAAAACGAGAUUCAUUUUCUGAUACAACAACAACAUCUACUGCUAGCAGUAACACCAUGACAACAAUGAUUUCCGAUAAAACCACCUUACAAAUGGUUGAUGAUUAUUUUGAAAAUGAUUGUCAUGAACGAGUUAAAGUGACGAUGAAAUUGUUGAAUGAACGAUUUUUCAAUGAAGAGAAAUUUUUAAGUGAUGCUUAUCAAUUGCCAAAAUUCCCCAUAGAAAAUUCAUUACGGAAUUAUCAAUUAAUUUUAGUUGGAUUUAAAGCUGGAAGAAUUGAUGUUUUUUAUUUACCAACAACCAACAACACCAAUAGUAGUAGUAGUACUACUCCUAUUUCACAACAAUCUAAUAAUGAUUUGAUGAAUUUAAAAGUUGGAGAUUUGGUUAUUGUAGAAGCUGAUCGUGGUCGAGAUUUGGGGAAAGUUUUCAAGAUGAAUAUAUCUAUUGAUGAAGCUAGAUUAUUGAAAUUGUUACAAUUUCAAGAACAACAAGCAGCAUUGAAAGAACACGUUGAUAAUAUUUUAGAUGAUAUUUCCGUUAAGAGUUUAUCUGACCAACAACAGCAACAACAACAACAACAACAAAGUCGUAGUAGUCAUCAAGGCACACAACAGAUGUCAUUUUCAUCAAAUACCACUGGUGGUAACUCUGGUAGUGGCUCUAUACCACCACCUCCACAACCACCACCAACAUUACAUUUCCCCAAAUCCAUCAUAUCAUUAGCUCAACCCAAUGAAAUCAUACAAAUUUUGAAUAAAAAACAAGAUGAAGAAAAGGCAUGUCGAUUAUGUCUUGCUAAAAUUGCUAAUGCCACUAGUGGAUCUUUGUUGGGUGGUCCAACAUCACCAGCAACUCAAGAUUUAUUACAAAUGAAAUUAAUUGAUGCUGAAUAUCAAUUUGAUCGGAAAAAAUUGAUUUUUUAUUAUUCGACUUCAAGAAGAAUUGAUUUUCGAGAUUUAGUAAGAGAAUUGUUUAGAAUUUAUAAAACAAGAAUUUGGAUGUGUGCCGUUAUUGGAUUACCUUAUCAAAUCACAUCAUCAAAUGCAAUGGGUCCAACAACUACAACUACCACCACAACGACAACCUUAACAUCUUUGUCAUCACCAUCGUCAAGAAGAAAUUCAAAUAGUCCACCAUUAGCACCUUCACAACAAAUACAACAACAACAAGGGAUAGCUCGAUCAGGAAAUUUUAUUAAUCCACUUAUGCAACAACCGGUGCAACCACCGCAACAACAACAACAACAACAACAACAACAACAGCAAUAUACUAGUAAUAGAAUAGACAGAAGAUUAAGUUUUCAAAUGCCAUCAUCAUCUACAUCCUCAACUUGUCAACAACAACAACAACUGCAAAAUAGAUCUAAUAGUUGUAAUUAUUAUCCUCCUUCAUUAAUUUCAUUUCAUAAUAAUCAACAAUCACAACAACAACAAGUACCCCAACAACCGCAGGAAUUUAUUCCUAGACGAUAUUCAGAUUCAAGGAGCGGGACCAUUCAACAACAACAACAACAGCAACCACAAUCAUUUGGCAGGUUUGGUGGUGGUUCAUUGAAAUUUCAAUUUCCUGAUCAUCAACAUCAACAACAACAAUUGAAUCCUCAACAAAAUUUAGGGUCUACUACUACAUCGUAUUUACAAGAAGAAUCAAUGAUGUUAUUAUCUCCAUCAAUACCAAUCUUUUCACAAAGACGUACUAAUAAUGAAAAUAAUGAUGAUAAUGUGAAAGAGAAUGAUGAAAAUGAAAAUGUAAACGAUAGGGAUAAGAAUGAAAACGAGGAUGGGGAUAGAGACGAACAAGAAGAAGAAGAAGAAGUCGAAGAUAUAUUUAAUAAUAAUCAUUCAGGAGAAUCAUUUGUUUUAAAAUCAUUAGUUGAUUCAAUCAAUCAUUAA
This is a messenger RNA of Candida albicans SC5314, 2757 nucleotides long. RefSeq lists its product as uncharacterized. Bases 1 to 2757 code for a protein of 918 amino acids. Gene Ontology annotation, cellular component: cytoplasm. The transcript has a single exon. Lineage: Eukaryota; Fungi; Ascomycota; Pichiomycetes; Serinales; Debaryomycetaceae. The record is from RefSeq and is a predicted model, not a curated record.